This is a messenger RNA of Mycena indigotica, 1155 nucleotides long. RefSeq lists its product as uncharacterized. Bases 1 to 1155 code for a protein of 384 amino acids. The transcript has 6 exons. Lineage: Eukaryota; Fungi; Basidiomycota; Agaricomycetes; Agaricales; Mycenaceae. The record is from RefSeq and is a predicted model, not a curated record.
AUGCCCCUCGCACGACUUUACCUUCCCCUCACCUUGCUCACUGCCGUAGGCGUUGUCGACGCCAGGGCAUCAAACACGUCAUCGCAUUCCCACGCCGCUCUUCUCUCUUCCCGCGCCGUCACUCCGGUCGUGCGGGCAACGACGUCCUACGGCAACCUCGCCGACACUGGGUACAAUCGAGAUUCCUGCACGUCGACGGCGUGGUAUGGGGACAACGUGUUGUGGACCUGCCGCGACACCCAGACACUCAGCACAGCGGGCGUCCCGGGCAAUGGACUCGUCGUGAAUACCGGAGCAUGGAGCGGAAAGCCAUCGGGGACAUCAGCGGGGACGCUGACACUGCGGACCCCACAAGGGUAUGGCCCGCUGUUCUACCCGCUGGAGGGCGAUGAAUGCCCGACGAAUGGCGCCUGCAGCGACGGGACGAGAUGGGUGGGCUGGCCAGACACGGGCCCGGCGGUCGUGUUCAGCUUCGACAAUGAUGGGUUCAUCAAGAGACAACACCUCAGCGGACUCAGCCUCAUCAACACGCCAGACACGACCCUCUACCAUGUCUCGCAGAACCCUGUCAAUACCAACGCCAUGCCGCAGGCCACUGUCGACACGAGCAAGUUCUGGGCGUCGAAUCAGGUGGGGUAUGGAACGGCAGCGACGGUGCUGAACGGGUCCUAUGUUUAUUUGUACGGCUCGACACCCAAUGGUCAGCUCGCCGUGGCGCGCUCUGCGCUAACGGGCUUUCUUGGGGCAUUGAACAGCAAGAGCACCUACCAAUACUACGUCAAUGGUGGAUGGACUGCGUCGGCACCUACAACGUCGACGGCCGGGAUUGCACUCGCCAACACGCGCGGAAACGUACAAGGGACGGUGUACUUUUCCGCCAAGUGGAACAGCUUCGUCUGGAUCGGCGGUGAUGGUUUCCCCAACGCCAACUUCUACGUGUCCACUGCGCCCGCGCCGGAAGGCCCGUGGACGGUCCCGACGCUAUUCUACUCUGGCGCGGUUGGCACCGGCUCGCUGGCCGCGUACUCCGCCGUCGCGCACCCGGCGCUCACGGAUGGGACGGGGAACUAUAUUUUCAUCACGUGGACCAAGACGGCGAAGUCGAGCAACGGGGAUGUGUACACGCAGCCGCUCGUGCGCGUGGACUGGGCGUGA